GACGGCCGCCGCGUCUCCAUGGAAACGGCGUCAGCUCCGAGAAGCCAGGGGCACGAUGGCGGCGGGCGAGCCCCGGGCCUCCGGCGGCUACUACUUCAGGUUCCUGCCUCAGAAAACAUUCCAGUCUCUGAGCGUUCCGGAGACCACCAGCCGGCUCCGCCAGUGGUCCAUGCUGGGCAGAAUCAAGGCGCAGGCGUUCGGGUUUGACCAGACCUUCCAGGCCCAUCGGAAGGAUGAUUUCGUUAUGGCUUUUUUCAAAGACCCAAAUGUUAUUCCCAAUUUGAAGUUACUUUCAGAUUCUUCUGGACAGUGGAUUACAUUAGGAACCGAAGUAAAAAAAAUUGAAGCUAUAAACGUUCCUUGUACACAGCUUUCAAUGUCAUUUUUUAACCGGUUAUAUGAUGAAGAUAUUGUACGAGACAAUGGACAUAUUGUUAAGUGUUUAGAUUCUUUUUGUGAUCCAUUUCUCAUUUCUGAUGAGUUACGAAAAGUUUUGCUAAUGGAAGACUCAGAAAAAUAUGAAGUAUUCAGCCAACCAGAUAGAGAAGAGUUCCUGUUUUGUCUUUUCAAACAUCUUUGCCUUGGUGGAGCUAUUUGUCAAUAUGAAGAUGUGCUUAACCCGUAUCUGGAAACAACAAAGCUCAUCUAUAAGGAUCUGUUGAGUGUUCGAAAGCAUCCUCAAACCAAGAAGAUACAGAUUACCUCUUUUGUCUUUAAAGUUACAGCCUAUGAUUCUGCUGGUAUGUGCUACCCUUCAACAAAGAAUCAUGAACAAACAUUUUCUUAUUUUAUUGUGGAUCCUAUCAGGCGUCACAUUCAUGUUUUAUACCAUUGUUAUGGCGUGGGGGAAAUGUCUUAAUGCUCUUUCAGAUUAUCUACUGUAUUUACUAUUUUUUAUUUAUCAUUUUUCUAUUUUAAUACUGAUUUAUAUAUAAAUAUUUACUUUGCAAAUUAAUUCAAGAAAAAUGUAAAGAGUCUACUUAGAGCAGAAGAAAGCAAACACCAAGAUACCUUUGUUUGAAUUUGUCUGGAAUACUAACCAGGAAUCAAAUUUCAUCCCUAAUAAAAUCUAUACCAAAAACGUUAUGGAAUUUUUAAAGAAAGUUACAAGGAACUAAAAAUCUAGUUCAUAUUCGUUGCAUUAAAAUUUAAGUGAGUCCUCAGUUUUCCAUGUAUUUUAUUUUAGAAGUUAAUUAAUUAUGGAUUGAAAUUGUAGCAGAAAACUAAACAUCUCUAUCACU
Molecule: messenger RNA, 1241 nt
Organism: Propithecus coquereli (Coquerel's sifaka)
Lineage: Eukaryota; Metazoa; Chordata; Mammalia; Primates; Indriidae
Gene: CFAP300
Product: chromosome unknown open reading frame, human C11orf70
Exons: 7
Coding region: 56-859 (267 amino acids)
Source: RefSeq, a predicted model, not a curated record